AGUCCUGUUUUCAGCCCAUAAAAUAACAUACCCUAUAUUCGUCCUUUUAGAGUUUGUAGUAUAUUUAAAUCCUGUACAUGUUCUUAAUUAUUUUAUUUUUGAAAAGUGAAUAUAACGUGUGACGUUUUAAGCUGUUUUAUUGAGGUGCAAAGAACUAUAGAUUCAAGCUUUAACGACGAAAGUGCAUGUUCAACAGUUUUGAGCUGACUUGAAUUUUAAGGAAGAGAAUCCUUCUGGUGGUGCUGUCAUAGCUGGAAUCCAUAGUUAAUUAUUUAAAGGUACAUUAACUUUUAUUUCUAAUUUUGGGCGUGUAUUACCAAUAUUAAAUUAAUGUUUUCUCAAUGAGAUUCGAACCUAGAUUUAAGACAACCAUACAUACAUACAUACACUAUCGUAUACGCCUGUAUUCUAAAGGUCACUCAUUCAAUCUGAGCUUCCCUUGAGUGUCAGUGCUGUUUUUGAAUAGCGAGUUGCAAUUGGGAUUUUUUACCUGUAAUUUUUUUACCUGUAGAUUUUGAUAUAUAUAACACAAGUUAAUUACAAUUUAUACUAUAGAAGUUCUGAAAACAUAAAAUUUAAAACAUAAAAUAAGACAAUAAGCGAAAGUAAGACGAGUUAUUUAAAUAUUUAAAUCCACGUAUAACUGCCUUGGAUAUUUUAUUUAACUUUCCAAUAAUGUUGGUAGUUUAUGUAUCGCAAAACCUUUUUAAUCCGAGAAAAUUAAUUUCACCAAAAAUUAUAUUUUGUUUGUUUAAUUAAAAUUAUUACAAUAAUUUGUAUUCAUAUGAAUUGAUACAUAUUCUAAUCUAACAAAGGCGACUUAUAAAUUACAUGCAUACACAUGUUCUUAAAUAUAUAUAUUGAUAUUUUAAACAUAACUCGCAUCUUGCAUGCUUUCUGCAUAUUGAUAAACCUGCAUGUGCGAUGCUGUCGAUAUUAUUAAGUUCUACUAUGGCUAGAAAAUGUUGAAACUGCUCUGAAUUUCACAAAUCCGUUCAUUUUAUGAAAGUUUUGAUAAAUAUAGAUUGUUUGGGUACUUAUAACGUAGACUGAUAAGAUGACUGAUUUUCGAGAGCAGGGGCUGUCUUUUUUAGCAGCUUUAAAAAUAGCUUGCGCGCGAAAUUUCAAAGUUUAAAACGCAUUUUGAGUUCAUGGGCGAUAAAUGUGUUUGGUGAAUGGUCCAAAUUUACUCAAUUUUAAGUUUUUAAAAUAGCUGCUGAAACGUUUAUUUUUUGGCGCCAAUGCUUAUAUCACGCAUGCUUAAUUCAUGCAUUUACAUAAUUUGCAUAUUGUUAUUUUACUUUUGUUGGCGUCUAUUUUCCUUUACAGUAACAAUGCCUUGCUUAAAAUAUUCCCUUGUACUGUUGCUAUUGUUGCAAUAGCUGCAUACAAUAUUCAGCCUUGCCCACUAUUACUAUAUAUUAUAGAUAUUAAUUGGAAAAGGGCUCCCUCACAAUUUAUGCAAUCAACCCACAUAAACAAUUCGUCUUUACUCACCUGCCAUUUGUAAUUGCCUGUUUAGACAUUGACAAAUCUUCCUUCUCUCAGACGCUCAAUACACCCUUCCAGGAAGUACCCAGCUUUGCUCAUCUUUCUCAACGGCCAGUUUAAUAUAAUAGUUUAUACCUGUAAACCGCAUAUUCUCUUGCCAUAAUCAUUCCACGUAUUUUCAGUCCUAAAAUGUUGUAUUUCGGCUGAUGAGAAAGAUUGCUGCUCAAUUUUUACGACCGUUACGACCAUAUGCAUAUUUUGCGCGCGAAGAGGAGUUUUUCUUGGUCUUUUCUAUAAAUUAGUUCCACCCGAGAAAUCACCAGACCAAGAAAAUUCCGCUCCGCGCGCAAAAUUCCACCUAAUGAAAACCAGCGUAAAGGCGAUAUUUCAAUUCUGAAUAUAAUACUCUGAUCUUUGAAAAUAGACGCAAGGCGUAUAUAAGUACAUUGCGGAAAGGUGUAUUGUUCAAAUUAUUAAUUCCCACACAGUUUGCUUUAUAUAUCAUUACAACUCAUCGCCCAAACCACGCUAUAUGAGCGUUUACCUUUUAUUAAUAUCGAGUACUGCGUUGUUUUAUGUGUGCUCAGGUGUUCUGAUUGUUUUCAAUUAAGUUUAUUUGUUGCAGUGCUUCAUAAAAAGGCCGGUGGGAUUAACUGAGUAAUUCACAAAAGACUCGAGCUUGGCAGAAGUGUGAAAAGAGUAGACGAGCUAGAACAGCAGUUAUUUUUCAACACAAAGAUUGAUCUGGCUCUCAAGAUGCGUCCUAUGUUGGUCUUGCUUUUGGUAGCUGUUUCUAUUUUCGCAGGUAUGAAUGGUAAAAUGUAGAGUGAAAUUCUUUAUUUGUCUUAUAUUUUUUACGUGAAACGAGAUUGAAAGAGCAAUUUUGCGUGAAACAUGAUUUUACAUUUUCGAGGGAGCAGAACAACCUCGUUCCCAGGCAUUCUCUCCGGGAACAAGGUUGGGAGAAGAAGAGCUUGUCCUCUUGCACCCUCUGUAUACUGAAAUGGUGUCCAUUAAGGCCCCAGUUACAGGAAGAGAUUAUUUCGCUGGCCUCAAAGUGACAAAACGUAACAAAGCAACGGUUUUACUAACACUAACCCUACUUCAAACACCAACUCUAACCCCAAUCCUUACUCUAAUCCUAACCUAACCCUACUCCAAAUUUGUUUCUAAACCAAUCUUGAAGAAAAAAGUUUUGACGAAAUGUCAUUCUGUGGUCAGCGAAAUAGUUGAUGCCCCAGUUACACGAUACCGGAUUCGCAUCGGAACGACAUCAAAUUGUACUGCUUCGAGGUGAAUAUGGCACUUAAAAUUAUGAUAAUAUAAUAUAAUUAAACAAAAGCUUCAAAUAUGAAAAGUUGUAAGAGCAGACAAGACUGGAAAACACCUUCAAUUGAUGUCGCUCCGCAAGCAACCGACGUUUUUGUCACCACGAACGUCACCCAAAAAUUGGUAUAACUAAUUCUGGCGAUUUUGACUAAAGCCCUGGGCAAACUAGGAAACAUUGUUGCGGAAACAUUGUUUCCUAUCAAUGUUUCGCCAUGUUUCCCAGAGUGGGCAAACACUAGGAAACAUUAGUGAGAAACAUAGGUAAACAUAUAAUGUUUCUGAAUUCGCUUCUCGGGAAGCAAAUUUUGUUUCCGCAACAAUGCUUCCACGGGUGGACAAACAGGGAAACAUUUGAGGAAACAUCGAGAAUCACAAAUGUUUCCACAACAAUGUUUCCUAGUUUGCCCAGGGCUUAAGUUUUCUAUGAUAUUGUGCAUUAUGGUUUUAUUGUUAUUCAUAGUGAACUCACAAUCAUGUCGGUGCGAUGUGAAGUACACGAAGAUCGGAUGCUAUCAUGAUCCAGGUUCCUAUGGAGACCAUAAUAAACGCCCACUUCGUAAUCUUCUUCUGAACUGGCGUGAUAGGAUAAACUGGAGUGAUGGCUGGAAUAACCACUUGAAGAAUAUGUCAUGCAGGUUAGUCGAGAGCUUAAUCUCGAACGGUAAUUUAUUUAUACUGCUACAAGUGAUGACCCAUUUUAAAACUGAUAGAACUAUCUCGUUUACUGUUAACUAUAGUCUAUCUCUAGAAAAUAAUGUGGUUUUUGCUCAAUCGUGCACUGUAAUUUAUUUCAAUACAUCAAAAUAAUCCCGCCUCGGAUCUUGUACUGGCAAAGUGGGAUCAUAUUCAGCAAAUUGUGCAUGCCGUCUUUUAUCUCUUGGUGGUGAGGCAGCACUUCCCUUGCGAUAGUAACUCCUAGUAUAAUUUAGGUUUCCACGACAUCAUUUAUUUAUACUGUAACAAGUGAUGACCCAUUUUAAAACUGAUAGAGCUAUCCAGUAUAAAUUAAGUUAUUUUGUACUUUAGUUUAUUUUUAUUCUUAAGAUGUGCUGAGCUAGCAAAGAAAAAGGGCUAUCGUUACUUUGGUUUGCAGUUUUACGGCGAGUGUUGGUCAGGUGUUCAUUCCCCGACGUUGUUCAAUGCACGAAAGUCUGACAGUUGUUGGGGAUAUCGUCCUGAUUAUGAGAAUUGUGAUGAUGAUAGUCCUACUGAAUGUAUCGGACAAGAACAUCAUAAUUAUAUCUAUGAAGUGAAGCCUGAAGGUAAGUUGUUGACGUUAAUCAUCAGGACUUCGGGUGUGGCAAUCAUCCUCACGUGCAGAUGAGAGCUAAGCUGAACUGCAAAGGACGCAACUGAACCUGAUCGAGUGAAGGCGUUCUAAGGUCGCCUCUAUAGCAGCCACCUUGGAUCAGCUAUAGGGGCCAAACCACCCCGUCAACAUCCCUGUUUGAGGAAACUGGAGUACCCGGCCAGAAAAAACCACGACUUUCGGUAAAGCGUUGACCGACUCUUUUCACACAAAUGUCUUGUGUCUGCAGCGAGAAUCGAUCCCACGAUUUCAGACGUGCAAAGCGUUUGCUCUCCCUAAAUGGUAAAUCCCAAUUACCUAUUAAUACCAAUUACCUAUAUGCAAUUACCUUACCAAUUACUUAUGCGAAGAUCAGAAGAAACUACAGAAGCGAGCCCUUCAUAUCAUUUUCCCAACGUUACCUUAUGCAGAAGCUUUUUAAACUAUUUAAUGACAUUGCAAGUGACGAAAGUCAUAAGCUUUUUCAAUUACUAUACCAAGUAAGAACUUUUCAAAUUAUAAUAGGAAAGAGAACAUUUUUAACGUGGGUUAUAAUGUUGUUAAUUAAUUAAACUAACUAUCUAUCUAACUAUCUAUCUAUCUAUCUAAUGAGACAUUUGUCUCUCUGCCUUUUGCUAAUUUGGACGAAGUUAUGAAGCGAUCUUGGGAACGCUGAUUGGUUAAUUCUUCCUUUCUUGAGGAGCAUCCUAAGCUGCCACGAUGGCUUGAGCUUUUUCCACCUCUAGCGUCCCGGAAGCUUCGUUAACGUCUAAAUGAAAUACUCAACUGAUGUUAUCAAUAUUUUCUAUAACAGCUCCAGAAGGUUGUGCGACCACCACCACACCAAGUAAAACAACAGCUCAAGCAGCAACUAUAAAACCACCAAGUAAGUCACAGUAACUAUCACCACUGUAUUUAAAAAUCCUCUAACAAUGCGAGAGGGAUAUCAGGGCCGUAACUAGACCGAUACUAUGAAUGGGGGGGGGGGGGGUGCAUAUUCGUGUUCUGCCCGACAGAUUUCCUUUGAAAGCGAUUGUUUUUACGGUACGUGAAUAUAUGAAUAUAUGAAUAUGCACCCUCUCCCCCCUCCCCAAAUUAACGCGUCUAGUUACGGCCCUGUGCGAUACGGUUCGUUUCAGUCGAGAAAAUUGAAGCUAAAGUUUAGGUAUUAGAUUCCGGAUAAAAUCUAUCCGAUUUACAGAUAUUGAUUAAACAUUCAUUCUUUCGAAUUUUCUUCAUGAAUAGACAUUACUAUUGCACUUUUGUCCCAAUGGCCUCGUUUUCAUGUUGGCCAGUUUUAGCAUGACAGGCGCACGUCAAAGUUAUAUUCAAAAUGUUUCUCUUCGAUCUUGAUGCCCGAGGAAAUAACCUCAUGAAAACGAGGCCAUUGGCACAAGCGUGCAAUAAUAAGUAUAGGAAAUAGUAUGAUUUCGAGUGCAAUUUGGAAAAAAACAUGCACGAGUAAGUUUUUCAAAGACCAUCAAGAAAUAUGCCUGGCCACGGUGGGAAUCGAAUCUACGACCUUUGGAAUACUAGCCCAAUGCUCUGCCAACUGAGCUACGCGGUCAGAUCGGUUCGAGUAUGUGAUAUUUCGGAACAGGAUCUAGUUCCUUCGAUAUCAAUGUAAUCUCAUAAUCAGUAACGAUCUUUCUGUGUUGGUGUAAUAUACACAGGUGAAUAUGAUGCUUGUGAUGUUACUCAAGCUUGCCCAGUGUGGAUAUAUGCACUCAGAGUAACAUCACAAGCAUCAUAUUCACCUGAGUGCAUUACACCAACACAGAAAAACCAUCAAGAAAAUUAAGAAAUUUGUACUGUAUUUCUUUUUUUGCACUGUAUUUCAUUUUUUGGCACUGUAUUUCAAAAAAGUGCACCAAUCAGAAUUGAGAAAUUUUUUUCAUGUAUAUUAUUAAGGUCUGAACUAAAUCAAUAUUUUUUAUUAUUUUCUUGUUGUAGACCCCUGUGCCUCCUACCCCUGCCGAAACGGAGGAGAGUGCCACACUCCGGAGGGGUCUGGUGACUAUGUAUGUGAAUGUCCAGAUGACUUCACAGGCAGAAACUGUGAGAGAUACAAAGGACGAAAAUGAAGGGAAAUUUGUAGCGAAGAGUGGAAACAUUAUGAAUUUAAAAUGUAGAUGUAUAAGGUAGAUAUAUAUAGUUUCAGUUGUUAUCAUGAAUUAAGAAAUUUUAAAUUUUAAUGUAUAGUUACAUAAAUUUAGGUUCAGAUUUGACUUCGACUACCACUACCUCUCACUGGCUUAAAACGCAUUUGAUUGGUUAAUCAGGUAGAUUAAACGCAUUUGAUUGGUUAAUCAGAUAGAUGAAACGCAUCUAAUUGGUUAAUGGUAGCUAGCGGUAGUGGAAGUCAAAAUCUGAACCCACGGGGCCACGAUCUAAUAUAGAACCAUAUAUAGGGUCGUAUAACUGUAGCUGUGAACAGAACUGAAAAAAUAUAGAUUAACGGUACUAUGUCGUCGUCGAAUUCUCUUAUACAUUAAAGCUUGUUGUUAUCAACUUAUCAUGAUAUAGAUUUGGGCUUACAAAUGACUUGAAACCAUUUUAAGCCUAUAUAUGCUUUUAUUCUGCAGACUUUAACAGUUUCAAAACCGAGGAUUGCAAAAUUUUGGCACAAAAUUUAUAGCACUCUAUAAUACUAGGGACAAUUUUUGGAACAACUUGUUCCAUGUCCUAUAAUGUGUGUGAACCAAGUAACGUAUACUUAUUAUUAUAUUGUAAACAAGCGAUAUUAAAAUCCUGUUCGAUCAAAAGUUCUUGCUAUCGUUCUUUACCAUAUAAGUCAAAGUUUACUGUAUAGUGAUACCGGGUAUUUACUUGGAAACGCUUAAUUAAAAAAAGGAC
Paramuricea clavata is the source of this 6964-nucleotide messenger RNA. Lineage: Eukaryota; Metazoa; Cnidaria; Anthozoa; Malacalcyonacea; Plexauridae. The record is from the annotation of a GenBank genome assembly.